CAUGGUUCGAAUAUUGAACAAUAUGAAGGAGCUGAGAGAUUCUUCGUUUGGUCGUCCCUGGCCGAGGCACGGACUCAAGCUCCUUUUCUGGUUCGCCAAAGAUUACAUCGUCAUCAAAAAUGGCAACCAGAUGGUUGCAAAUUGCGACCCCAAAGAGGGAGUCUUUGGAUUCCAUCACUUCCAGAACAGACGUGAGUGUGAAAACAACAAGAGGCUGCUUCCUUUUAGUAAGUACCCAUUCUAUGAGGUGGGCAACCUCUACCUCCCAACAUCUGAUUCCAUGCCUGAGUACGUCAGGAAGUACAACACUGGUAACAUAGAUACCAGCAACAUGGACCGCCGCAACAUGGACCGUCUCAUCAUCAGUAUGCGUCCAGACAGGAUAGUGGAUAAGGUCUAUGUGACCCAACACGAAGACCUGAAGAGCUUCGACCCGGUCAACACCUAUCGCAUCAGCAGGGAGUUGCUCAUGAUCAUACGUGGCCAUUCAUUGAGUAACUUCCUGGAACAGGCGGGCUAUAAAAACCAUGAGCAAAAUGUAAUUAUUGAUCUGGGCAUCGUCCCCAGGGAGUCUGGGGAUACCAGGAUUGAUAUGGAAGGUGGAUCCAGAGCUCCACCCAGAGCUGCACCCAGAGCUCCACCCAGAGCUGCACCCAGAGCUGCACCAGGCUUCUGGGAAAGCUACUGUACCAUACUGUAACCAGGCUUCUGGGAAAGCUACUGUACCAUACUGUAACCAGGCUUCUGGGAAAGCUACUGUACCAUACUGUAACCAGGCUUCUGGGAAAGCUACUGUACCAUACUGUAACCAGGCUUCUGGGAAAGCUACUGUACCAUACUGUAACCAGGCUUCUGGGAAAGCUACUGUACCAUACUGUAACCAGGCUUCUGGGAAAGCUACUGUACCAUACUGUAACCAGGCUUCUGGGAAAGCUACUGUAUCAUACUGUAACCAGGCUUCUGGGAAAGCUACUGUACCAUACUGUAACCAGGCUUCUGGGAAAGCUACUGUACCAUACUGUAACCAGGCUUCUGGGAAAGCUACUGUACCAUACUGUAACCAGGCUUCUGGGAAAGCUACUGUAUCAUACUGUAGAUCAGUGUCCUUUAGUCCUGGUCCUGGGGACCCUGAAGGGGGGAUCUUUUUUAGUUUAUCGCCCCAGCACAUUGCAGUUCAUUAUGGUAUGUUCAUUUUCACUAAUACAUUUAGUCAUUUAUCAGACACUCUUAUCCAGAGUGACUUCAGUGCAUUAAACUAAAGGCAGAUCAACAACAACAUCCUGUAUCACAGUCAGAGGAAGUCAACUGUUUCUGUUACCAUUACUGAGAGGGUUGUUGCUGUUGGGGUUCUGCUACUGGUAUGUUAAAAUACAAAAUACACGCAUUUUAAUUAAAUACACUUCAAAAUACACAUAUUUUAAUUAAAUACACUUCAAAAUACA
This is a messenger RNA of Oncorhynchus keta (chum salmon), 1442 nucleotides long. RefSeq lists its product as uncharacterized. The record is from RefSeq and is a predicted model, not a curated record. Lineage: Eukaryota; Metazoa; Chordata; Actinopteri; Salmoniformes; Salmonidae. The coding region runs from base 2 to 700 and encodes 232 amino acids. The transcript has a single exon.